This is a messenger RNA of Striga asiatica, 1754 nucleotides long. The record is from the annotation of a GenBank genome assembly. Lineage: Eukaryota; Viridiplantae; Streptophyta; Magnoliopsida; Lamiales; Orobanchaceae.
AAGCAAUAAACUCAAUGAAAUAGUCACACAAACAGCUAUAUAUUACUCUAGUUGUCCAGCUUUGGCUCUGCUAACCAAAAGAGGAAAAAGUGGCCCCUAACAGAGUAAAUGUGCAACCUUUUUAUGAAUUUCUUGCAUAUUUUUAGUUCAUAAGAUAAACCCUGAUUAAAUAAACUAUCACUUGAAGAAAAAAUAAAAUAGUGACAGAAAAAGGUGCUUCUGCAGCUGGUUUUCUCUUCGGCAAUGAACCCGGUUAACCGCUUUUACAAAGUUUAGGAUCCUUUGUUCAAGAUUUAAGACAUGCUGUUUUCACAGAAGAUUGUGAUUAUUGUCUCACUUUUAUAGGUCUCAAUAUCUUAGACCUUCCAACAUCAGUCGGAUCAUCUCACGAACGAACGAAUAUGGAGAAUGUCAAGUCGAGCAACAAUGGAGAGAUGAGUCCGAAACUUUUGUUCGAGAUCAAACUUCACGGGUUUCUACUAUGGGCUUCAGUUGGCUUACUAAUGCCAUUUGCAAUACUCGUGAAGAGGAUGUCAAACAGAGAAGCAUCCGGAAGCAGGUUAAGAAUCAUAUUCUAUGUUCAUGCUAUUGCACAGGCAAGCUCUCUUGUUUCUUCUUUAUGUGGUUAAAAGCUAUUUCGACUGAUUUAUGGGGUUAAAGCUAUGGUUUGUCGGAUAAUAUACGAUUAAUCCGUAUCAUUAUCAAUCAAAACCAAUCAUCUUAAGCUAAAAUUAUUUGUGUUAUUGUUUCUUUCUUUUCCAGUACUGUGUUUGUUGUCUUUGCAUGAUAAACAUUAUCUCUACAGUGUCUUAAUGACAUCUCAUUACUGAUUAGUGAUUAGAAUUCAGUUUAGUUAGCUAAGAUACCCCCACAAUCAAUUUUUAAUGACUUAUAAAUUGCAUGUAAUGAUGUCUAGUUGGGUCCUAAUCAUUAUGACUACUUGAAUGGAAAAGAAAACCACUGUGCUUAGCUUUAUCCUCAAAAUCAAUUACUAGGCUAAAAAAGUUUCCCUAGUUGUUUUGUUUCAGUAAGAAUAACUGAAAUUUUCUUGGUGACUAAAAUUUGUGAAACUUUUAAUCACACAGGUUUUAUCAGUGCUCCUUGCAACAGCAGGAGCAAUAAUGUCGAUAAAAUUCUUCGACAACUCUUUCAACAACAUUCAUCAAAGGAUAGGUUUAGCCUUCUAUAUAAUCAUGUGGUUGCAAGCAUUACUCGGCAUCUUUAGGCCACGAAGGGGAAGCAAACAUAGAAGCAUUUGGUUUCUUUUUCACUGGCUAGUCGGCAUAGCAGUUUCCAUGCUUGGUAUUAUCAACAUAUACACCGGUUUACAAGCCUACAAAAGGCGAACGUCAAAGGACAUUAGGAUUUGGAACAUCAUUUUCACAGCCGAGGUCUCACUCAUAUUCUUCCUCUAUCUUCUCCAAGAAAAAUGGCAAUAUAUAUGGAAACAAGGCACGAUAUUAGAAAAUAAGCCUUGUUGAGUAUCUGCAUUAACUAUAGCCGACUUGAGAAAAUGUAUGUAUUGUAGGCUUGAAGCAUGAUUUGGCUUUGUUUGGGACUUCGAACGUGUAGAUUCUGAUUACACGGAGAGUCCCACAGUCAAAUCUAAGUACAUUGUAAAAUGGAUAUGAAAUUUUAUAUCAUAGGGGGUUUGUUUCGUAACGGGCUUUCGAAAUACUGUAUCACAUGAAAAGUGAUUUCUCUGUAAAUAUGAAUUCAUCCAAGGUAGAAACUGUUACCAAUUAACAUUCAGG